Talaromyces marneffei is the source of this 1035-nucleotide messenger RNA. RefSeq lists its product as uncharacterized. Gene Ontology annotation, biological process: mRNA cis splicing, via spliceosome. Lineage: Eukaryota; Fungi; Ascomycota; Eurotiomycetes; Eurotiales; Trichocomaceae. The coding region runs from base 1 to 1035 and encodes 344 amino acids. The transcript has 2 exons. Gene Ontology annotation, cellular component: spliceosomal complex; cytosol. The record is from RefSeq and is a predicted model, not a curated record.
AUGGAAGUUCUUCGGAAUCCCCCCUCAGCCAACUCCUUCACACCCGUCGCCGAACAUCAAUCACGUACCCCUCAGUCCUUCUAUGGUGGUCCCCCAGUACUGCAUUACCAUAGCUCAAGAUGUAAAGUUGUCAUCCUAGAGAGUGAUCUUAGCGCCUCACCAGCUUUGAAUACUCUGCGCGGUGGAGCCGUUGUCGCCAAUGGAUCGUCGGGAGCUUCCCGCGAGUCGCAAGAAGGAAAAGAAAUAGUAAUUGACGGAGUUGAUGUUUUCGUUACAUCUGAUAAAUUCCUUCUCUACCGACCCGAAGCAAAUUCCGGCAUCGCCUUACCCUACCCAGUCAUCUCGCUCCAUGCAAUCCAACGACUUCGUUUGCCGGACGCGUCUGAAGAUGAACAGGAAGUGCAAGGACUCUACAUGCAAAUUGCCAAUCCCACACCUGCCGACGGUACUGGUGCCGAGGAAGACGAAGAGGAAGACAGCAUCACAUUGACCAUCGUCCCUCCAUCCGUAACGGAGUCCGCCACCUCAGCGCCCGGCUCCUAUUCAGCGGGUACCGAGACGACCAGACUUGUAGCAGACGAAAUGGCAGUCGAGCAAGGAAAUACAGAAUCAAAACCGGAAGAAACCGCAACACAGGCUCUUUACGCAGCCGUCUCUGCCUGCUCAAACUUACACCCCGACCCUGUCGUACCCGGCGAAGAAGAAGAUGAUGACUACGAUGGCAACUACGAAGAUUCCACUGAGCAGCCGGGAGUAGGUGGGAUAUUACAAGCUGCUGGGUUGGUCAUACCGGGUGCUUCUGAUGGCGGGCUCCCUCCUCCGGUCGAUGGUAGUUCGGGUUGGAUUACUGCCGAAAAUAUGCAUGAGUAUUUUGAUGAAGAGGGUAAUUGGAUUGCUGAUGCGGAACCUCCUACUUUACCAGGCUUGGGUCCGGGAGCUGGUCAUGUCCGUAGUCGGAAUGAUGAGGAUCAGGUCGAAAAUGGCGCCGGAGAAGGGAAUGGGGACGAGGAGACGAAAUGGCGGAGGACCGAUUGA